Messenger RNA from Cordyceps fumosorosea ARSEF 2679, 882 nucleotides. Its product is annotated as impact family protein. Lineage: Eukaryota; Fungi; Ascomycota; Sordariomycetes; Hypocreales; Cordycipitaceae. The coding region runs from base 1 to 882 and encodes 293 amino acids. Gene Ontology annotation, cellular component: cytoplasm. Gene Ontology annotation, biological process: regulation of translational initiation. The transcript has a single exon. Gene Ontology annotation, molecular function: protein binding. The record is from RefSeq and is a predicted model, not a curated record.
AUGUCGGACGAGCUCCGUGACGAGGUCGAGGCCAUCAAUUCCAUCUACGGCGACGGCAGCCUCGUGCCCGCCGUCGCCGGUGAGGCCGCCGACUACGUCCUCCAGCUACCCGGCGAGGGAGCCUCGUCCCUGCAGCUGCGCUUCCCCGCCGGAUACCCCGAAUCCAGCGACGUUCCUUUCGUCAUCGGCGUGCAGCGCAGCGCCGGGGGCGUCCGCGACGGCAACGGCGCGCGCGACCUGCGGCUGUUCCGCGCCGCCUUGGCCGAGGCCUACCAGCCGGGCGCCGUGUGCCUGUUUGACGCGGUGGAGGAGUAUUCGCGGCUCUUAGCAGAGGAAGAAGAAGAGGCUGCUGCUGCUGCUGAGGAGGAAGACGACGCAGACGACAGAGAGGGCAUGGCCAACUCCUCGCGAGCCGACGACGACGCCUUUGAUGGCGUCGACCUCGCCAGCCUCCCGCCGCCGCCGUGGACCGUCUCCGAGCCCGUCGUCGACGCCAAGUCGACCUUUGUCGCGCACGUCGCCGCCGUCGCCUCCCCCGCGCAGGCGCGCCUGUACGUCGCGCAGCUGCUCGCGGGCGACCGCCGGAUCCGCGACGCCACGCACAACAUCUCCGCGUGGCGGAUCCGCGGCGCCGAGGGCGCGGCGACGGGAUAUCAGGACUGCGACGACGACGGCGAGGACGCGGCGGGCGGGAGGCUGCUGCGGCUGAUGCAGCUGAUGGGGCUGUGGGAUGCGAUGGUGGUGGUGACGAGGUGGUAUGGCGGGGUGAAGCUGGGGCCGCGAAGGUUCGCGAUCAUCAACGGCGUGGCGAGGGAUGCAUUUGUGAAGGCGGGCAUGGUGCCGGAGAGCGGCGGCGUUGGGAAGGGGAAGAAGAAGUCGUGA